AUGUCUUUGAGCGAAAAUGGCGCUUCCAAGGGGAUUCCUAAGUUCGAUUGUCACUCGGAACCUGCCACGUUAGGACCACGCUGGACGCGAUGGUUCACAUCUUUUGAAUUGUUUGCCGAUGGCAAAGGUCUGAUUAUCACUGAAGGUACAAAUGCAACAACCAGACAACGAAGAAGAGCUAUGCUACUCCAUUUAGCGGGACAAGAUGUGCAAGAAAUUUUCUCUACUCUCGCGAACACCGGCGAAGCAACGGACUACGCCGCCGCUGUAACAGCACUGAAUGGCUAUUUUCUCCCCAAAGUUAACUCCGCUUUUGCGCGUCAAAAAUUUCACCGACUCCAACAACAGCCAGGUGAGACCGUUUUGCAGUUUGUAACCCGACUGAGAAAAGAAGGGAAAGACUGUAAUUUUGGGGCAGACUUUGACAAUCAGAUAAGAGAUGCGAUUUUAUGCAAAUGCAGGUCAGAUUAUGUCAAACGUAAAUUGCUUGAAGAAAGAGAUGAACUUACUCUCGCACGCACAUUAGAGCUUGCAGAACAGUGUGAAAGUGUAGAACACCAAAUGUCUCAGCUUAGCUUGAGUGAACAGACUACAGAAGCACACAGGGUCUAUGAAAAACCUAGGAGACCAAAAGAUCAACAAAGAAACAAAGAGAGCAAGAACAGAGACAGUCAGUGUCCUCGUUGUGGGUGGAGUGGUCACCUUGGUGGAGAUCCGAAAUGCCCUGCCAGAGGUCAAACAUGUAAAAAAUGUAAAAAGAAAGGUCAUUUUGCUAGUGUCUGCAAAACCAAACCAAAGAAGCCAGGAGUCAAUCAGGUGCAAGAAGAACAAAAACCCGAUGGGGAGCAAGUCGAUUAUGCAUUCAGGGUCACCAAUAAAGGUCAGUCAAAUAUGCUCAAAUUGUCUGUGGGUGGAGUAGAAUUGGAAAUGUUGGUGGAUUCUGGGGCCACCAAUAACAUUAUCGAUGAAUGUACAUGGGAAGAUCUGAAGGCUAAAAAGAUCAAGUGUAAAUCACAAGCAGCUCCCGUUGACAGAAAAUUGUACGCUUAUGCAUCCAGCAAACCCCUCCCAGUAAAAGGUGUUGACAUUGCCACAAUUGCUGAAGGCAAACAGACGCUGCAGCAAAAAUUCCCUGAAGUGUUUAGUGGGAUAGGAAAGUUGAAGUCCAAGCAAGUAACAUUGCACAUAGACGAAACAGUGAAACCAGUAGCCCAACCCCUGAGGCGAAUUCCUUUCAAUCUGCAAGAGAAGGUAGAAAAGAAGGUUCAAGAGUUGUUGAAUUGUGAUAUUAUAGAGGAAGUAGACGGGCCUACACCAUGGGUAAAUCCAGUAGUGAUCAUACCAAAGGCAGAUGGUGACAUACGACUCUGCAUCGAUAUGAGACAAGCGAACAAGGCCAUAGUAAGUGGCAGAUACCCAAUACCAACUGUAGAUGAACUGCUACACAAUAUGAAUGGUUCCAAAGUCUUUAGCAAGUUAGACUUAAAGUGGGGAUACCACCAAUUGGAACUUAAUUCAGAGUCACGACAGAUCACCACCUUUGUGACGCACAAAGGCUUGUACAGGUACAAACGUCUAUUAUUUGGCGUGUGUUCAGCGAGUGAGCAGUACCAACAUGAGAUAUCCACAGCUUUAGCUGGAAUAGAAGGAGUCGAUAAUAUAUCUGACGACAUCAUAGUACAUGGCCCGGAUCAGGCAACUCAUGACCAACGCCUAUAUAAGACAAUGGAACGCCUCAAGCAGCAUGGCUUAACUCUCAAUGCUGACAAAUGCCUAUUCAAUGUGGACAGAGUGAUUUUCAUGGGAAUUCUUCUCUCUGAAAAAGGGAUUGGCCCAACAGAAGAAAGAAUCAGAGCCUUGCAAGAAACAAGGGAACCUGCCACCGUCAGCGAAGUAAGAAGCUUCCUGGGAUUGGCCAAUUAUAGCAGCAGGUUUAUUCCUCACUUCGCUACUAUCACUGAGCCACUAAGGAGCUUGACCAGAAAGGCUGUUCCAUUCCACUUUGGACCUGAGCAGAAAACCGCUUUUAAGAUUCUGAAACAGAGCAUGGCUGACGCAGGAACACUUGCAUAUUUUAACAAAGGCGCAGCAACCAAAGUAAUAGCUGAUGCCAGUCCAGUCGGCCUCGGAGCUGUGUUACUACAGAACCAAAAUGAAGCAUGGGUGCCAAUUUGCUAUGCAAGCCGCAGCUUGACAGAGUGUGAGCGCAAGUACUCCCAGACCGAAAAGGAAGCCCUCGCUCUCGUUUGGGCAUGUGAGAGGUAUCAUGCAUACAUUUAUGGCAUGAAAUUUGAUCUGGUAACUGACCACAAACCGUUGGAGGUCAUCUACGGGCCACGUUCCAAGCCCUGUGCCCGCAUCGAACGGUGGACAAUACGGUUACAACCCUACGACUUCCGAAUUGUAUAUACUCCAGGGCAGAAUAAUAUAGCUGAUCCUCUUUCCCGCCUGCUUAAGCAAGACAAAGUGACGAGUCAUCCACAUGGGGCAGAAGAGUACAUCCGAUUCGCAGCUAUCAGUGCCACUCCCCAAGCAUUAACCACGAGAGAAGUCGAAGAAGCAUCUGCAACAGAUGAAGAAUUAAAAGUCCUGAGAGAAGCAAUCAAAACUGGCAGAUUUGAGAAGUGCAAAAACUAUGCACCAGCCGCAGGAGAACUGUGUGUGAUUGGACAGCUAGUCUUGAGAGGUACCCGUAUUGUGUUACCAAACAAACUCAGAGCUCAGGCAAUCAGCUUAGCCCAUGAAGGACACCUAGGAAUUGUGGGAACAAAGCAAAAUUUAAGAAGUAAGGUGUGGUGGCCUCGUAUGGAUAAGGCAGCAGAGAAAUUCUGCAAGUCCUGUCACGGAUGUCAACUGGUAUCUCGCCCAGACCCACCUGAGCCAUUGAGAUCCACGACAUUACCAGAAGGUCCUUGGCAAGACCUAGCUAUAGACCUCCUAGGACCACUUCCUUCGGGACACUCAAUCAUUGUUGUUGUGGACUACUACAGUCGUUAUUAUGAGUACGCCAUCAUGAUGUCAACCGUCACAGAGAAAGUAAUUGACAACCUGGAAGAGAUUUUCAGCCGCCAUGGCCUUCCUCUGACCAUAAAGUCAGACAAUGGUCCACAAUUCCGCUCCGAAGAAUUCCGGGAAUAUUGUAAGCAGAAUGGAAUUGUUCACACCAAGACCACACCAAAAUGGCCUCAAGCCAACGGGGAGGUAGAGAGACAAAAUGCAUCGCUGAUGAAGAGGAUCCGCAUUGCCCAAGCCGAAGGAUUAGACUGGGUGAAGGAGCUAAGAAGAUAUGUGACUAAAUACCGAGGUAUUGAUCACGCGACAACCGGUAAGAGCCCUGCGGAAUUAUUGUUUAACAGAAAGAUGAGAGGAAAGCUACCAGAGCUACGUGCCGACCAUCACUUGGACCUGGAAACUCGAGAUAGAGAUGCCGAAGUGAAAGCAAAGACCAAAGUAAUAGCUGAUAAAUCCAUGAAUGCAAAACCAUCAGAAGUUCAAGUUGGUGAUCAAGUCCUGGUGAGGCAAGAGAAAAGAGACAAGUUUUCCACGCCAUUUAAUCCAGUACCAUUCCAAGUGGUUAGCAAGACCGGUAACAGUGUUGUUGUGGAAACUCCAGGUGGAACGCAGUAUUCAAGGAAUACAUCCCAUGUCAAGAAGUUUGUGAGCCCUGACAAUCCGGAAGAACCACCUGUCAGUGUCGAUGUACCGACAACACCUGAAAUUACCGUGGUACCAAAUCAAGUGAUGAGUGGAUCUACACCAGUAGUGCCUACAACACCUCCCAGUAGACCCCUAACUCAUCUCACACCUUUAGCACAAGCAAGUGCAGGAAGCAAAUCUGGUACAACCUCUGCUAGUAAGAAUGCAGCAGUUGAUCAAGCAACAGUACCUAGCCCACCAGCAACACCAAAAGGUGGAAGACCUCAGAGACAGAGGAGACUCCCUGGGAGAUAUAAAGACUUUGUUUUAAAAUGUUGA
Messenger RNA from Pocillopora verrucosa, 3975 nucleotides. NCBI's taxonomy places the organism in Eukaryota, Metazoa, Cnidaria, Anthozoa, Scleractinia, Pocilloporidae. The record is from RefSeq and is a predicted model, not a curated record.